This is a messenger RNA of Pungitius pungitius (ninespine stickleback), 3552 nucleotides long. It is a transcript of the gene naprt, whose product is annotated as nicotinate phosphoribosyltransferase. The coding region runs from base 281 to 1945 and encodes 554 amino acids. Gene Ontology annotation, molecular function: nicotinate phosphoribosyltransferase activity. Gene Ontology annotation, cellular component: cytosol. NCBI's taxonomy places the organism in Eukaryota, Metazoa, Chordata, Actinopteri, Perciformes, Gasterosteidae. Gene Ontology annotation, biological process: NAD+ biosynthetic process via the salvage pathway. The record is from RefSeq and is a predicted model, not a curated record. The transcript is spliced from 13 exons.
GCGGAUGUUAUAUUAUCAAAAAAAUAUGACUUAUACACAAAGGUAUCUACAAUUCAACAACGUGAAUGGGGUCAUAUGUGGGAGAACUAACUAAUUAAUAUUCUGUUCCUUUCACUGUCAACACAAGUCAACACUCUAAAAGGUAAAAGCCAUCACACAAUAUAGUAACAGUCUUAUUAUCUAACGAGAAGGCUUCUGAUUGGACUCCCAGCAUUCCCGGAGAAACUCCAAGUCCCAGAGUUCACCAGUGAAGGAAAAAAAAAACCCCAACCAAAUCAACAUGGCAGCGGCGUCCGGCGACAUGCGCGCAGCCAUGGAGCGCUCGGUUCGGGAGCGGGUCCCCCCGCUGCUCACCGACCUGUACCAGUUCACCAUGGCGUACGCGUACUGGCGGACCGAGCGGCACCAGGAGCCCGCCGUGUUCGAGCUCUUCUUCCGGGACAACCCGUUCGGCGGCGGCUUUUCGCUGUUCGCGGGGCUGCACGACUGUCUGCUGUUCCUGCGAACAUUCCGCUUCACGGACCAAGAUGUGGAGUUCCUGCGCUCCGUCCUGCCCCCUGCCACCGAGCCGGCCUUCUUCCAGUUCCUGCGAGGCCUCGACUGCUCCGGCGUCACCCUCCGCGCCGUCCCGGAGGGCACUGUGGUGUUUGCCAGGGUGCCUCUGAUGGAGGUGUCAGGUCCGUUAGCUGUGGUUCAACUGCUGGAGACCAGUUUGCUGUGCCUGGUCAACUAUGCCAGUCUGGUGUGCAGUAACGCUGCCCGUUUCCGCCUGGCGGCCGGCCCCAGGAGGAAGCUGCUGGAGAUGGGCCUCAGGAGGGCCCAGGGCCCGGAUGGAGGCCUCACCGCCUCACGCUACACACACGUUGGAGGGUUUGAUCUCACCAGUAACGUUCAGGCGGGUUUCCUGUAUGGGAUCCCGGUCGCAGGGACCAUGGCGCACUCGUACGUCACUUCCUUUUCCUCCCUGGAGGAGGUCCGGCCACAAACUCUUGUGGCGCGGAACGGGGACCCUGAUCCAGUGGACAUCAUUUCGUUGACGAAGGGCUGGUUGAGGCGUGUGUGUGAGCUUCUGGGAGGGGAUCCGGGGAAGAUCAGCGAGGGCGAGUUGGCGGCCUUUCUGUCCUACGCCAUUGCCUACCCUCAGAACUUCCUGCCCGUGAUUGACAGCUACAGUGUUGGCUGUAGUGGCCUGUUAAACUUCUGCGCCGUGGCCCUGGCGCUGUGCGACCUGGACUUCAGGCCUGUAGGAGUUCGCCUGGACAGCGGGGACCUCUGCAGGCAGUCGGUCGAAGUCCGCCGCGUCUUCAGACUGUGCAGCGAGCACUUCUCCGUCUCCACCUUCGACUCGCUGAUCAUCGUUGGGACCAAUAACAUCACGGAGCAAAGCAUGGUGGAGCUCAACAAGAAGGAGAAUGAGAUCGAUGUGGUUGGAGUUGGAACACAUCUGGUCACCUGCACACGGCAGCCCUCGCUGGGCUGUGUGUAUAAGCUAGUGGAGGUGAGGGGGAGACCCAGGAUGAAGAUCAGCGAGGACCCUGAGAAAAGCACCGUCCCCGGGAGGAAAGCUGUCUACAGGCUAGUAGACGCUGAGGGCCAUCCUUUUCUGGACCUGGUGUGUCUCGCUGUGGAGUCUCCUCCGGAGGCAGGAGUCUCUCUGAGCUGUUACCCUCUGAUGUGUGAUAACGCCAGAGUCUCAGUCAUUCCAGCUCAGGUCACCUGUCUGCGCCAGGAGGUGUUCACCAAAGGACGGGUCACACACCCUGUGAGCAGCGCUGCAGAAACCAGAGUGAAGGUCCAGAGUUCCCUCCAGACUCUGAACCCUCGACACAAGCGGCUGCAGGAGCCAGACUCCUACGGAGUGGCGCUGUCUGAGAAACUCCAUCACCUGGUCACAGAGAUCCGAAAAGGAAGCUCCAACAACAGCCACUUUCUACUGCCUAACUGACUCUAUCCGUCUUUUUAGUCUUUUUGUCGACGCUCUUUUCCAAAGUGCCUCACAGGGAGAGAAGUGCAUACGUUUGUAGUCCGUGUUCCCGAUGAACUGCACCAUGACUCUGACAACAAUGGAAUACACAAAUACAAAUGUGUGGCACAGCUAAUGUCUGCACACCCGGGACAUUACACACAACCAUUCUGCACAACCGUUGAGCAGAACUUGACUUUGUACUUUUGAAAAGUCCAGAGUGGACCGAUGGAAGCAAAUGAAAAUACAGCAUCUGGACUCUAUGGACCGUUUUUCUGCUGGAAACUGUGGUUGGAUGUAUUCAACCAGAAACUGGAAAGCAAUUUUAAUAUAUGGAUAAUAAAAAGGUGGAGCACAAUUUGUAACACUUCCUACAUUAAGACCAUGGCAGAAUCAGAAGAAGUUAUCAAACUGCCUGAAAUUCACUAAAAAAGUAGCCAACUGCAACCUCUUACUUGGGCCUUAUACUGUAGAUUAAAAAAAAACAAUGGUUUAUAAUAAUUCUGAUCUUAAAGAUGCAGUUAUUAAGAAUUACAACAGAACACUGGUAGUAAGUAGACCUGGAGUCAAGACUCAUUUUCAAACAUUAGUAAUGUCUGACUGUUGGCAUGAGAAAGGAUUAUAGAUCUUUAAUAAUAGAUUGAUUGGUUAAAACAGACCAAAUAGUAACCAUGGCGGCACACUAGCAGCUGAAGAGAGUUUUUUUUUUUUUCUCUGAAUUUGGUGGAGACCAUAAUCAGAGGUAAAAGUAGAGCGAAUAUCUGAGUAACGAUACACAUCUAGGAGGUUGUUUGCGGUGGGACCAAACAUGAAUUAUUGCAAUUUAGAUUUCUGCUACUUAUGCGCGGUCAAUCUCUCCAGAACACCUCGGGCGGCUUUCCACUACCCCUCCUGGCCCGAAUCAAAGAAUCAGCUCGGUGCAGCUUACAAAUCAAAACGGAUCUAAUGAAUAAAAGAUGUUGCAAUCGCGCUAUGUACAGUGUAAGAGAAUCUCCCUUUUUAAUAUACGACCAACAAAGAUGGUUCUCCUGAAACUUUUGCAUCUCAGCAUUAGAUGCCUAAAGAGAACUACCCACAAUUAAUAGUAUUAGGGUAAAAUAAUGUGGUAAAAAGCAGUGUAAGCAAGGAGGCGUAAAAUAAGGUAAACCAAGAGGACGGCACACAUUUGUUCAGACAUAUUGAAAUGUAUACAUUCCAAACGUUACAAAUUAAUGAUGAAGAAAAAAAAGUAACAAAUGAAUUCAGGCUUUAUAUCUAAAAUAUUCAAUUUUCUCAUCGAAGCAAUUCUGGCAAAAAAAAAUAAUAAAUGACCUCCACGAGGAAAGGGGUUGAAAACCUGAAAACUAAAUCAUAUUUCUUGCCGAUGUCACGGGGACGGGACAUGUGGCAUCCAUUCAUAUUUACCAUUUAAGGCCCUUACAGACUCUCACACUCAACCAUUAACAGGUGGCGUCAGUUGAGUCCCCCGAGGGGUCAGAGUUCAUGGUUCAGGGGGGGAUAUUGAGUUUGGGGUUUCCCUGAGUUUGGAUUGUCUGCCUGCUGACGAGUGGUGGCAGACAUGCAGAUACACCCAUCACACAUGUGCACAU